CCAAUUUCACCCUUUACUGCCCUACGCGCGCCCUUGAAUACCACUCUCUCGACCUACUCUUCGAAGGAACUUCAUCCUUGCACGGUUAUUACGCCGAUCUCCCAAUCUCAACUGUGCCCCUCCGUCGCAGCCACAAAAGUCGAAUUACACGUUGGUGCGGGGAGCAAAAUCGGACUUUCGCAAGUCGCUCUUCCCACCUCUCUCUCCCCGCCGUCGCAACCCACACAGAAAUAGACGACGCCAUUGAGCAUACAUACACACACACACACACACACACACACACACACACACACACACACACACACACACAAACCAAAAUGCCUCUCGACACGUCUACCACAUACCCGCUCACCAAAUUACGCCUGGAUGGCCGACGCUGGAACGAGCUGCGGCUCCUUCAGGCCCAGAUUUCCACCAACCCCGCCAGUUCGGGCUCGUCAUACCUCGCCAUGGGCAACACGGCGAUCAUCUGCUCGGUCCACGGGCCAGCCGAGGGCCGUCGCGGAGAUGCCUCCGGCGGCUCAGCGGGCUCCUCCGGGGCGGUCGUGGAGGUGGAUGUGAACGUCGCCGGGUUCGCGGGGGUGGAUCGGAAGCGCAGGGCGGGAGGAAGUGACAAACAAUCCUCGCGCAUCGGGACCAUCCUACGCUCCGCCUUCCAGUCGCACCUGCACACCUACCUCUACCCGCACAGCACGAUCAGCAUCCACGUCUCGGUGCUGUCGGCGGACGGCUCCCUGCUGGCGGCGGCCGUCAACGCCUGCACGCUGGCCCUGGUGGACGCGGGGAUUCCCAUGCCGGGGCUCCUGUGCGCCUGCACGGCCGGCAUGAGCGGUAGCGCGUCCACGCCCCGCGACCCCAACAACGACUUCCUGGACCCCCUGCUGGACCUGUCCCUGCCGGAGGAGCAGGAGCUGCCGUUCCUGACGGUGGGGACGACGACGACGGUGCCGGUCGGGGAGGCGGCGAUGAUCCACGAUGACGAGGACGAGAUGAAGGUGUCGAUGUUGACGAUGGACUCCAAGGUGCACUGCUCGUAUGUGGAGACCAUGCUGGCGGUGGGCAUUGACGGGUGCAAGCAGAUCCGGGAGAUUCUGGAGGGGGUGAUCAAGAAGUCGGCUCGUCGGUGAUUUUGUGUUUGUUUUGUAUUGUAUUUGGUUGCGUUGCGAUGAAAAAGCAUGGCAGGCGAAAUAUUCGUGUAUAUACCCCGUGAAAUGAAUGCCAU
Messenger RNA from Aspergillus aculeatinus CBS 121060, 1222 nucleotides. RefSeq names its product exosome non-catalytic core subunit SKI6. Gene Ontology annotation, biological process: U4 snRNA 3'-end processing; rRNA catabolic process; nuclear mRNA surveillance. The coding region runs from base 318 to 1127 and encodes 269 amino acids. Gene Ontology annotation, cellular component: nuclear exosome (RNase complex); cytoplasmic exosome (RNase complex); nucleolus. The record is from RefSeq and is a predicted model, not a curated record. Lineage: Eukaryota; Fungi; Ascomycota; Eurotiomycetes; Eurotiales; Aspergillaceae. The transcript has 2 exons.